Neomonachus schauinslandi (Hawaiian monk seal) is the source of this 5685-nucleotide messenger RNA. It is a transcript of the gene WWC3, whose product is annotated as WWC family member 3. The record is from RefSeq and is a predicted model, not a curated record. Gene Ontology annotation, molecular function: molecular adaptor activity; kinase binding. Gene Ontology annotation, cellular component: cytoplasm. Bases 1 to 2934 code for a protein of 977 amino acids. Lineage: Eukaryota; Metazoa; Chordata; Mammalia; Carnivora; Phocidae. The transcript has 21 exons. Gene Ontology annotation, biological process: regulation of hippo signaling; cell migration; regulation of DNA-templated transcription.
AUGGCGGAUGGUGAUUCUCAGAGUUGGGAAUCCACCUUCUCUGGAUAUUCAGCAAAUACAAAGUACGACCCAUAUCAAAUUAAAGCAGAAAUAGCAAGUCGUCGGGAUAGGCUUUCCAGAUUAAAACGAGAGCUGACCCAGAUGAAGCAAGAACUGCAGUACAAGGAGAAGGGGGUGGAGACCCUGCAAGAGAUUGAUCGUAAGAUGUCAAGUGCUCACACCAACUACAAACUGGAUGAGGCCCAGGCGAUAAUGAGUGAGCUCCGGACCAUCAAGAAAGCCAUUUGCACAGGAGAGAAGGAGAGGCGGGACCUGAUGCAGAGCCUGGCCAAGCUGACCGAUGGCUUCAAGAACAGCUUUUCUCUUAGCGAUCCUCCGCAAGAGUUCCCUCACAAUCCAGUUGUGCUUGGCGGUUCUUUACCUCAACAGUUCUGCGAUGCUGGGUCUCAGACUGACAUCAUUGGAGAGUUUGUCUUUGAUGAUAAAACAAGACUUGUAGACCGAGUCAGGCUUAAUUGGCAGUAUGAGGAAGCCAGAAAGAGAGUGUCGACGAUUCAGCAGCAGCUGGCCCAGCUUGAUAACGAGUCGUGGCCGGGCCUGGCCGAGGCCGACAGGGACCGGCUGCAGCUCCUCAAGGAGAAGGAAGCCCUGCUUCAAGAGCUGCAGCUCAUCAUUCAGCAGAGAAGGCCGGUGGAAGACGUGGCCCGGCUGGAGGAGGAAAGGAGGCGCCUGGAGGAGGAGAUCCAGCGAGCCAGGGCCACGUCGGUGCAGGGCGCCACGGAAAGGAUUCUACUUCAAGAAAAAAGAAAUUGUCUACUUAUGCAGCUGGAAGAAGCUACCCGCCUAACGUCCUAUCUCCAGUCCCAGUUAAAAAGCCUGUCCGCCAGCACCCUGACUGUGUCUUCGGGGAGCAGCCGCGGGUCCCUGGCCUCCAGCCGGGGCUCGCUCGCCUCCAGCCGCGGGUCCUUGAGCUCUGUCAGCUUCACCGACAUCUACGGCGUCCCGCAGUACGAGAAACCCGACGCCGAGUGUGGCCAGCUUCUGCGCUUCGAUCUCAUUCCCUUCGACUCCCUGGGACGAGAUGCCCCCUUCUUAGAUUCCCCGGUCCCCUCGGGCUUCCACAAGCAGAGGCGCUCCCUGGACACGCCGCAGUCCCUGGCAUCCCUGUCCUCCCGCUCCUCCUUGUCCUCUCUGUCUCCCCCGAGCUCGCCCUUGGACACGCCCUUCCUCCCGGCCUCGCGCGACUCCCCCUUGGCCCAACUGGGGGACAGUUUCGAGGUGCCCGGCCUGGGCGCCCUCGACAGACUGCGGGCUCAGGCCUGUGCUUUGGGGGACGAAGACUUGCAGGGCACGGCAUCCCUUCAGCCGCACGGGUUCCCCGGGGAUGGGGAAGGACCUCGCGAGCGCGGACCCCAAGUGACCGCCGCUCCCACGGCUGCAACAGUGACUCUUCGAGAAGACAGUGCCAAGAGGUUGGAGAGGAGAGCGCGCCGAGUGUCUGCAUGCCUGUCGGAUUAUUCGCUAGCCAGCGAUAGCGGGGUAUUUGAGCCUCCGACCAAAAGGAGUGAGGAUACUGACGAGUCUGCACACGGAGACGCUUGUGGGAAUGAAGGGCCCCAGAUCCACGUUGGAUUUUUGCUCGACAGCGCCAGUGAGUGUCUUCUUGUGAACGUGCUCCAACUGAAGAAUUUUGCGGGGCUGGUCAUGAAGGAAGACUGCAAGAUACACAUCCGCGUCUAUUUGCCGCCGAUCGACUCUGGCACCCCAAACACUUACUGCUCUAAGGCUCUGGAAUUCCAGGCCCCCCUGGUAUUUAAUGAAAUUUUCAGAAUCCCUGUGCAUUCAAGCAUGUUGACGUUGAAGUCACUUCAAUUAUAUAUAUGUUCAGUGAAUCAGCAGCUGCAGGAAGAACUGCUGGGCAUUGCUCAGAUCAACCUGGCCGACUACGACGGGUCCAGCGAGAUGGAGCUGCGCUGGUACGCGGUGCAGGUGUUCAGCAGCUGCGGGCCGCCCAGGGCGAGGGAGAGCGAGCGGCCAGGGGGUGCCGCCAGGGACCCCGCACCAGCUGCCGCCGUGGGAAAGACGGACGCGGUGACGGCGCUGCUGGCCAGAACCACAGCCCAGCUGCAGGCCGUGGAGCGCGAGCUGGCCGAGGAGCGGGUGAAGCUGGAGUACACGGAGGACGAGGUCCUCGAGAUGGAGCGGAAGGAGGAGCUCGCCGAGGCCGUGUCCGAGAGGUACCCGAAGCGGCCCGUCGAUAAAGAAACCAACACAGAAGAUGUCUUCCCAGAAGAAGUAGCGAGUCUUCCGAAGGAGAGGCCCAGCCGCAGGGCUCGCGGGUCGCCUUUCGUUCGGAGUAGCACAAUUGUGCGUUCGCAGACCUUCUCCCCUGGGGCACGAAGCCAGUACGUUUGCAGACUUUAUCGUAGUGACAGCGACAGUUCGACGCUGCCCCGGAAGUCCCCGUUUGUCCGAAACACCCUGGAAAGACGGACCCUCCGCUAUAAGCAGCCCUGCAGGUCCUCCCUGGCCGAGCUCAUGGCCCGCACCUCCCUGGACCUGGAGCUGGAUCUCCAGGCCUCCCGAACGCGGCAGAGGCAGCUGAACGAGGAGAUCUGCACCCUGCGUGAACUGAGGCAGCGGUUAGAAGACGCGCAGCUCGGGGGCCAGACGGACCUCCCCCACUGGGUGCUGCGGGACGAGCGAUUCCGGAGCCUGCUGAAGGAAGCAGAGAGGCAGACAAGACAGACCAAACUUGACUUCCAUCAAGAACAGGCAGCUGAGAAGAUGCUGAAGAAGGCCUCCAAAGGGGUCUGCCAACUGCGUGGGCAGAAGCGCAGAGAGCCCAUCCAGGUGCAGACCUUCAGGGAGAAGAUAGCAUUUUUUACAAGACCAAGGAUUAACGUACCUCCUCUGCCUGCCGACGAUGUUUGAUACAGUGCUUUGUACACAUGAAGUAUUUAUCUGCCUGGUUUGUUUUCAUGAAGUUCUUAGACUAGCUAAAUUUGUCCUUAAAAUAUUUGUGCAAAGCUAUUAAUAUACACACUUUGUAAAAAAAACACACAUAUAUCUAUACAUAUAUAUUUUAUAAUAGUGACGGCAACAGGGCUUGGUUUUUCCUUGUUGUGAAAUUGACAUCUCUGAAGACAGGUUAUUUUAUAAAAGAUCAACUAUCGUGUUAAGAGUGUACAGUUUUUACGCUGUUUUAUUUGACUUAAAGGCUGGAAGACAGAAACAAAGUGAGUUCAGGCAAAUUCACUGUAUUGUAAUUUAUUUAUAGUACUUUUUUUUCCUUGAAGGAAAAUACUGACUUUAAGAUGUAUUUUAAGACUAAACUUUUGUGCUUCAGUCCUUGUCAUGCUGUAGAAUGGGACUUUGGGGCCGGUUUUGUUUCUGACACCCAAAACGCAAACACUCUGCUGAAUUCGUCACUCGUAUCAGUUUCCAAUAUGUGUAUUUACCGUGUAUCUUGUACAUGCCGCACUCCGCGUUCGCUUCCGAUCCUGGCCGCGCGUGCGUUGCCGAGCUGUCUCCCGCGCGGACUGCGCACCGACAGCCUCUCCUGUUGUCUUGUGCGUCUUUGUGUGCUCCCUGGGAGUCUGAGGGGGGCCCCCGGGCCUCAGCCGCCUGUCCGGCGUGGCUGGCCACACUGCCUGCCCUCACCAGACCACAGGCAGCCCCCGCUUUGGGUCCGCCCCAUCCGAUCAUGACCAGCGGGGCCGCGUGGAGCUCCUGCACUAUGACUCUGUCAUGAAGGAAAGUGACGAGAACUAGGAGCGCGUGUUUCCAGACAAUCCUUGAGUCCACGGACGGGCGUAGCGCUUAUAACGUAGACGUGAUGGCCUUUGAAGGCGCUUGUUUGUGGAAGGAAGCAGGCAUGCACGGGUAACGGCAGUUACCCAGCGAGUCACUGACAGGAGAGUGUUUGAUUUAAAUCAAACUCCGACCCCCCCAUACUGGAGUCUACCCAGUAUUUCCUAAGAAAUCUUAGAAGUAGUUCUUGAGGGGAAAAGAAAUUCUAUGUAAUAAAAUGUAAUACAAAUAUACCAAUAUCCUUUUAAAAUGUCAAAUGAUCUAAAUAUUUUGCCGAACGCCUAUUUAUUAUAUAUGAAAUGCGCUCUCCCUUCCGAGGCCUCAGACCAGUAAACGAGGUGGGUCACACGAACCGUACAAGAAGACAGAACUCUCUUCCUAGAUCUUUCUGCCCCUCCCUGGGAAAUGCCCACCUUGAAUCAGAGUCUCUCUCUCUCUCUCCUCAUUAGUCUGUAACCGCCCCCUUGUAUAACCUGCCUGCCUUUUUACGUUGUUAAAACUGAAUUUUGUAGAAGCAUUUCAUUGUGAUAGGCACGAGGCCUAUCACAGACAGGGGGUUUGUCCCUGGCGCCGGGACUGAAGACGCCGUGCUCUCACAGCACGCAACCCCAGCUUUCUCUUUGUGCCUCUCUCUAGUCGCGCUGCUUUUUGUUGGCUAAUUUCUCUGGGUACGUAACCCCCAACGGAGGUAGAGAUGCGCCAGGUCCCAGAGCUUGCCAGAACCGGCCCCCCAGCCGAACGCAUUGCCAAGCCGGUGAGGACAAUGGCAGGCCUUCUCUGUGCCCCCAGCUGAUGAUACUUUUAACUCCAAAAAAGAACUGCCAGCAGACUUGGGCAUGUGGAGGGCAAAUCAUGCCCCUCUCAGGCGCCCUGCUCCCUGGCUACGGAAAGGUGCCCGGGAACCAUUGCUUGGUGGCUGCUCCUCAGCACCUGCCACGUGGAGCACUCUCUGCGUGGGAUGGGGGCUCGAGGCAACUUUUCUGCCAACCCCUAGUAGUAGCAACGGGGGGGGGGGCACCCACUGCGCCAAUACAGAAGGCCCUCCACCCAGGGGUUUCAAUUAAUUUCACUGCCCAGUAGAUCUAGGUUUCUGUUUGGGGUGCUUACCCCCCACACCCCAGAGUUUGGUUGUGUGUGUGUGUGAGUUGUUUUUUUUUUUUUUAAAAAAAGCUCUUUGCCCCACCAGAAACAAACAGUCCCUACUCCAGUGGCAGUCCGAAGAGUACUUGGAUUUGCCACCAGAUUGACUUCUAAUUGACUUCUCCCGCCUCCCUGCAAGGGUCUGCCUUUGCACCCAAAUGGGACCAGAGUGAGCAGGAGAGAAAAGCCAGACAGAUGGGGGAGGUAGAGGGUGAUGGGCUCUGUGCUGCUCCCCAGCCGGGCUGACAGGGGCCCGUGGACAGCGACACAGCCGAGCCGGCGGCGGGCAGAAGUCCCAUGAUUGGCUUCUCUCUCCUGACCUGGUUUUGCAGCUUCUUUCUAGUGAAGACUGCCGCCCCCCAGCGAAUAGCCCACACGUCAGAAAGGUGAAGUCCUGUUGUCGGAAGGGCUGUUUCCAUCUUCUGUUUGAAUUUGCCCAUAACCGUGCUUUGGGAUAAGAAAGCUGCCGUUUGACCAGCACUUCCGGCCCAGAGACAAUCCCAAGUCCGCCACCAGGAUUCUUUAGAAGCAGUGCAAUGAGUCAAAGGGAAUUUGGUCUUCACGUCAUCCGAUCACUAAAUUGUCACUGCUGAAAUAAGUAACCUUCUGUUGUGGGAAUAAGUUAUAAUCAGUAUUCAUCUCUGUUUUUGUCACUCUUCCCUAAUUGUGUCAUUUGUAUUGUUUGAAAGUAUUCCUUCUAUAAAAUUAAACUAACCUGCCUUAAGAACAGAA